Messenger RNA from Fusarium pseudograminearum CS3096, 897 nucleotides. RefSeq lists its product as uncharacterized. Bases 1 to 897 code for a protein of 298 amino acids. The record is from RefSeq and is a predicted model, not a curated record. NCBI's taxonomy places the organism in Eukaryota, Fungi, Ascomycota, Sordariomycetes, Hypocreales, Nectriaceae. The transcript has 2 exons.
AUGGAAACAAACGGAGAAACCGAAAAGCCACCAAGUGAGCCCACUUCACCGGUCAUACAGCCAUGGGAUAAAGAAGACAGGGACAUCGAGAACAAAGAAAUCGUUCUCAUCACCGGUGCAAACACUGGCAUCGGCUUGGAGACGGUCAAGGCUCUCUUCCACUCCUCAAAGGCCUACCAUGUCAUUCUCGGCUCUCGCAAAGCCUCCAACGGAGAAGCAGCAGUCGCUCAGCUGGAAAGCGAGUUUCCUGAUACCAAGAGCAGCGUCGAUGUUGUGCAGAUCGACCUUGGCAAUAACCACGAGAUCCCACUUGUAUUUGAGACCGUCAAGUCCAAGUUCGGCAGGGUUGAUGUUUUGGUCAACAACGCGGGCGCCAACUUUGACUCGUUUGAAGAGAACGAUGGUGCUGAUCCUGCCGGCGCUCGCGCUUUGUUCAACAAAACCUACGACAACAAUGUAUCGGGCACCCAAGUCUUUACGGCGACAUUCAUUCCUCUCCUGCUGGAAUCCUCGUCCCCGCGCAUCAUCUUCCUGACCUCAGGGCUCUCGACGCUUCACGGCGCGCACAAGUCGUUGCUGUCGAAAAUCACAGAGUCCAUCCCGAAAGGCUGGCCCAAGGCCGGGGUCCCGACGGCGAUUGCGUACCGCUGCUCCAAGACGGCACUCAACAUGGUGAUGCUGUCGUGGUACCAGCUGCUCAAGGACGACGGGGUCCGAGUGUGGUCCGUCAGCCCAGGCUUCCUAGCUACGGGGCUGGGAGGGAACCCCGAGUUGCUCAAGAGUGCGGGUGCGGGUGAUCCGGCGACGGGUGGUGAACUUGUUCUAAAGGUUAUUGAGGGAGAAAGGGAAGAGGACGUGGGAACGGUUGUUUGUCAACAUGGUGUUCAGGAGUGGUAG